AAAUUUGGGAAUGGUCCGUGUUUGACUCCCAUUGAAUUACCCAAAAUUUCACUUCUUUUUACCACAUUGAAUCCCCCCUAUAAAACCCAAUUCCCCUCUCUCUCUUAAAACAACAAAUAGAGAAAGCAAAUGAAUUCCACAACAUCCCUGCCCCUUCAUCAAGGCGACAACACCCCAAUCUCCGCCCUCCAUCCUGACAUCUUCCAAUCCCACAUCCUCGCCCUACUCGACGGCCCUUCCCUCGCCUCCCUCGCCUGCGUUUCCUCUCAAUUACACGCCCUCUCCACCGAUGAUAUUCUCUGGUUUAACAUUUGUUCUUCCACUUGGCCUUCCCUCAACCAUCCACGUCUUCAACAAAUCAUCUCUACUUUCCCCUCCGGCCACCGCUCAUUCUUCUCCGAUUCUUUCCCCUUCCCCGAUCUCCAACCGUUGAAGCUGGACGUCAACUCUUGCACUCUGCCAACGGAAUUAAUCUUUGCCGUUGAUGUUUAUUAUCAAAACCAGAUUAUUUAUUCUAAAGUCGAAGAAAUGGACACGUCAAGCAGCUGGUUUUUGUGUUCCCCGUUCCGGGUGGAUUUACUUGACCCGAAAGAUUCGGCUUCGACGCCGGUAAAGUAUCUCGGUGGCAGUCAAGAUGAAGCCUGGCUAAAACAUUUGGAAGAGAACUUGAGUUUAAGCUGGAUCGUUAUUAACCCGACCCGGAAGAAGGCGGUGAACUUGUCGAGUAGGAGAGCGGUUUCGGUGCAGCGGCACUGGUUAACAGGUGAUGUGCAGGUGCGGUUUGGGACAGUGACAGCAGGAGAUGAAGGGCGAGGAUCAUCCAAAGAGUUGGUAGAGUGUGGGGUAGUGGUCACGUGCUGCGGAAAAGAAGGAGGGGAAAUGCACGUGAGGGAAGUGUGCAUGGUAAUGGAGGACAUGGAAGGGAAAGGGUUGAAUGGGAAGGAGAGUGUAGUCAUUUUGGAAGGGGUGAUAGAGCAGGGGAGGAGGAAAGGAGGGGAGGGAAAUGAAGGGAAAGUAAAAUACGAGGAAUUCCAAGAGAGGAAAAGGAAGAGGAAAGAAGAGAAUCAAAGGAAAGAAAGGGUAUUGGAUUUGGUCUGCAUUACGGUUGGCGUCGUGGGUUUUGUUUCCUUUUGGUCGGCUAUAUUGUUCAAGUAAAAACAACACCAAUAUUUACUGUAUAGUAAAAUAUGAAAUUCAAAUUUGACAGUCAAAUGUAUAAAUUUUUACCAUAUCCAAAGUUCAUGAAAUUAAUUAUUUAUGAUUAA
Molecule: messenger RNA, 1265 nt
Organism: Gossypium arboreum
Lineage: Eukaryota; Viridiplantae; Streptophyta; Magnoliopsida; Malvales; Malvaceae
Product: F-box protein At2g27310
Exons: 1
Coding region: 130-1155 (341 amino acids)
Molecular function (GO): protein binding
Source: RefSeq, a predicted model, not a curated record